This is a messenger RNA of Prunus avium (sweet cherry), 1683 nucleotides long. RefSeq names its product GDSL esterase/lipase At1g28590-like. The record is from RefSeq and is a predicted model, not a curated record. Lineage: Eukaryota; Viridiplantae; Streptophyta; Magnoliopsida; Rosales; Rosaceae. Gene Ontology annotation, molecular function: hydrolase activity, acting on ester bonds.
AGUAGUUCGACUUUAGUUCAAGUAUUUUGGAUACACACCAUACACACCAUAUAACAGAGAGAGACAGAGAGAGAGAGAAAGAGAGAGAUGAGUUCAAUGGGGUGGUCUUUUCAGGCAUAUUUGAUGAACCUCAUCCUCAUCCUCCUCCUCAUACCAGUUAUCAUCAUCCCUCUUGUGCUUGGAUGCUACAAUUCAAUCAUCAGCUUUGGAGAUUCACUUGCUGAUACAGGCAACUUAUACAACAGCUACCCUAACAAAUCUCUCAACUUCUUCCACCCGCCAUAUGGAGAGACCUACUUUCAUCAUCCCAUGGGACGAUGCUCGGAUGGUCGUUUAGUCGUAGACUUCAUCGCUGAGUUUCUGGGACUUCCACUCGUACCACCUUAUCUUGAAUGCCAGAACAGUAAUCAAAGUGUCCAGAACUUUGAAGCGGGUGUGAAUUUUGCAGUAGCAGGAGCCACGGCGUUAGAUGCUGCCUUUCUUGAAGAAAUGGGGGAUUCUACUGCAUUUACCAACAACUCUCUAAGCAUUCAACUGGAGUGGUUCAAACAAAUGCUGCCAUCUCUAUGCAACACAUCUUCAGACUGCAACAAACUCCUUUCAACUUCUCUAAUUCUAAUGGGAGAGAUUGGAGGCAACGAUUACAACAAUCCAUUGCUUGCAGGAAAAAGUAUAGAAAAGGUUCAAGCGUAUGUACCAUUAGUGAUAGAAAAAAUUGCUUCAACCAUCAAUGAGUUAAUCGAGCGCGGGGCGGCAACACUUUUGGUACCAGGCAACCUUCCAAUUGGUUGCGUUCCUGCUUAUCUAACAAUAUAUGAGAGUUCAGAUAAGAACCAAUAUGACCCUUCAACUGGUUGCCUAAACUGGUUAAACAAGUUUUCUAGGUAUCACAAUGAGCAGCUUCAGAUAGAACUAAGUCGGAUUCGAAGGCUUCAUCCUCAGGUCACUAUCAUUUAUGCAGAUUAUUACAAUGCCAUGCUGCAAUUAUAUCAGUCUCCAGACCAAUUUGGAUUUACUGGGGAGACUAGCAAAGCAUGCUGUGGAGGAGGAGGGCCAUACAACUACAACACAUCCGCACUAUGUGGGGAUGCAGGGGCAAGUGUUUGUGAGAACCCUGCACAGUUUAUCAGCUGGGAUGGCCUGCACUCCACUGAAGCAGCAUACAGGUGGAUAACCAAGGCUAUAUUACAAGGAAAUUACACCGUUCCACGCAUUUCCACUUUGUGUGAUUCACCAGUGUGACUGAGACAGACACCAAUAGCUAACUACUCAAAAAGUUCUAUUUAGAGCAUCCACAAUCAUGCUCCUUAUUUUUUAGUUAAAAUUUAGCUAAAAACACUAAAAAUUUAUUCUAGGAGCUCCUUAUAAAAUUUCAACUCUAACAAUCCUCUCAAGUUUAGGGAAUCAUAAAUGGUUUAUUUCUCUUUUUAGUUUAGCAUAAAUGCUCAUUCUUCAUAUAAAAUAAUAAUAAUAAAUAGUUAACAUUAAAUAAAUACUUAAAAUAGCAUUAAAGUAAAGCAGUAUUUAAUUAUAGGGAGCCAUUAGGAGUCCUUUCUCUCUCCUGAUAUUUAGGAGCUCCUAGAGGUCUCCAUAUUUUAGGAGUUGGAUAGGGAGCAUGGUUGGAGGUGGGUUUUCUCACUUCAUCCCUAAAUUUUAUCUAAGGAGGUGGUUUAGCGAGUUCAU